GUCGUCGUCAGUGUCACUGUUCCAUUCAGGCGAUAUGCACACCGUUGUCGGCUGGACUACGACACGGCUCGGCGCCCUAGCAGUUUGACCAAACGCGCAUGUGAAGUUCCCCCCUCCUUUUCACGAAGGUUGCAUCUAGACCUGACUAAAGGUCCGUCGCGAAACCUGAACUGUACUUCCGUACACAUUAUGCGACGGCGACACAACAUUACCCUAGCGACACUUGCUUGUCUCGGAACCGUAUACCUUGUUGCACAACAGCGAUAUGGUUUCUCAUAUGCGCAUGGAGACGGGCACAUCGACGGAAUCGAGAUCUUACCAUCUGACGGGCUCACUGUUUCCAUCCAUGGCGAUGCAUCCGCAAUCGGAGAGAAGGGCGUACUAGACGGUAUUCGGCCGUCCAGUUUAGCCAACGCACAUUCCGCUUCAGGUCAUCAACCGGAAUCUUCCCUCACCGGGGUCUCGCCAUCAUUUAGCACGGAACACAUACCUGGAACGAAAUAUAACUUCCAAGACGAACUCCAACUCGAGCUCCCUACUUCAGUGCUCCAAAAGUACUUGAAGCAAAAGCCUCGCAACUAUAAUCCCGAUGGCUCGAGAGGGUAUGCAUACGCAACCUUCCUCGCUACUCGCAAUCCUUCGCUGAAGGAUCCGUAUUUCCUCGCUAUCCAUUCGCUCAUCUACCGACUCCUCUGGUCCUCCCGGACACGUAGUAAAAGACACCCCUUCAUCGUCUUCGUAGCCGAAUAUGUCACCGACGAGCAACGCGCGCUGCUCAAAGGAGCUGGCGCGAUAGUUCGCGAGCUUUCGCCUCUCCACUGGGAAUGCAACGUCGACGGCGUACAAGAUCGAUGGAAAGACCUCUUUGCCAAGCUCAACAUGUGGAAAGAGACGGAAUUUGAGCGCAUCCUGUUUCUGGACGCUGAUGCUUUUCCGCUGUCAAACAUGGACGAGAUGUUUGAGCUUGCGCCAAUACAGGAAUGCAUACCGGAGAAGCUGCAUCUCGACGACUUCCUAGAGGAUGGUCCCGUGUGCGAGCCUUACAUCUUCGCUGGCGUCGCGCAAGACCUCGAUGCUAAACAUCCAAACAUUAAUGUCGGUUCAAUGGUCUUCACUCCAUCCUCACGCAUGCACGCUCGGCUGCUUCAGAACUAUGUAAAGACCGACAAUUACAAUUGUUUGAUGGCCGAGCAAGCGUUCCUGAACUGGCAGUUUGGUCCUGAGGGUGCAUAUCCCGGGACGAAGUUGGAAAGGCAGUGGGGAGGUUUCUUCCCCACCGAGUGGGAGGAAGGUCAGUUGAAGGUAGUGCAUGAGAAGCUCUGGAUCGCAGAGCAUGGGUGGAUGAAGGACGAAUGGAAACAAGGCUGGAAGGAUAUGAUUGCGUUCUAUGAGAGUAAAAACUUUGCGAAUGCUAGGAAGAGUGAUGGCAUGAUUGUUGAGAGUAAGUGAGGCAUUCAGGGCCUUGCUAUGAUUGCAUCUAGAUUAUGUGCAUCAGGACUUUCGUUUCCAAGACUUUCUCAUACCUACUAGAGUAAUGUAAAUGUUAAUGCUACGAUAUUCUGGAUUG
Messenger RNA from Alternaria rosae, 1567 nucleotides. RefSeq names its product nucleotide-diphospho-sugar transferase. Lineage: Eukaryota; Fungi; Ascomycota; Dothideomycetes; Pleosporales; Pleosporaceae. Bases 190 to 1449 code for a protein of 419 amino acids. Gene Ontology annotation, molecular function: glycosyltransferase activity. The record is from RefSeq and is a predicted model, not a curated record. The transcript has a single exon.